Molecule: messenger RNA, 2016 nt
Organism: Cordyceps militaris CM01
Lineage: Eukaryota; Fungi; Ascomycota; Sordariomycetes; Hypocreales; Cordycipitaceae
Product: capsule associated protein, putative
Exons: 5
Coding region: 1-2016 (671 amino acids)
Source: RefSeq, a predicted model, not a curated record
AUGUGCCAUGUUGUGCGGCCCGAGAAACCGUCCGUCGCAGAAUAUUAUUUCUUCAACUACGCCACCACCAAACACUUGGCCAACUUUUUGAUCAAUCAUAGCAGCUCUCUCAAUGGGGCAACAGAUUGCACCGUUGAUCACUUCACCUACAUGAUGCCCCGGCCAUCUGGCAUUGUCCGUUAUCUGGGCAUCGCCCUGAUUAUGCUAUUCACCCUCUACAUCUUCAACAACAAUGCCUACGAAAUCACAGUCUCCAGCCUCCACCGCCCCGGUGGCCUGUCGGGAGGUGGCCGUUUGUACAAAGGAACCAACAAGCUUCACCCGAUCGACAGUCUGAUCUUCGACGCGCAAACCAGGUUUACCGACCUCCUCCACAAGGAAACAAAGACCGUCGAGGACGCCGCCCAAGCAUACCGCAAGCGCCGCGGCCGCCACCCGCCGCCCGGCUUCCACCAGUGGUUCGAGUUUGCCCAGUCCCACGGCGCCAUCAUCGUCGAGGACUUCUUUGACCAAAUUCACCACGACCUAGAGCCGUUUUGGGGCGUCGACCCGGCCGCCAUGCGCCGCGAGUCGCAGGCCUUUGAGAUGACCAUCAACGUGCGCGACGGCAACGCCACCACGGGGUCCGACUGGUUCUGGACUAAGAUCUGGCUCGGCCUCGUCAAGAACAUCGAGCACCUGCUGCCCGACAUGGACAUUCCCCUCAACGCCAUGGAUGAACCUCGCAUCAUCACCCCGUACGAGGACAUUCAGCACUACAUGGCCAAGGCGGCCAAAACGACCGGCCUCGCCGACCCUGUGACGGUUGUAAGCGGGUUCCAGUCACUACCGCACGGCGCCAACACGGACGAUGGAAAGGUGCUCGACAAGGCGUGGGAGGGCGAAGAGACAAACCCCUUUUGGAACCUCGUCCGCCGCGGCUGCCCGCCGCAGAGUCUGGCCCGAACCUCGCCCGUGCAGACCGACUUUUCCGACACACCCGUCUUCAACACGUCGCUCGCCAAAGCGCACUCGUACCACGGCUUCGUCGCCAACAGCUCGCUCGCGCGCGACGUGUGCCACCAGCCGGACGUGCAGGGUCUCGCCGGCGUCUUCAUUGAGCCGCUGUCGACGAGCACCACCAAGGUGCUCUUUCCGCUCUUCGGCGGCUCCAAGCUCGCCGUCAACAAUGAGAUUCUCAUCCCUGCCGCCAUGUACUACGACGGCGACAAGCGCUUCACCGGCGGCGACGAACACGGCGCGGCGUGGGCCGACAAGACUCCCGGCGUCAUCUGGCGCGGCGUUGCCACGGGCGGCCGCAACCGCCCCGAGACCUGGAAGGGCUUUCAGCGCCACCGCUUUGUCGCCAUGAACAACGGCACGACGCUGAGCCGCGCCGAGGUGGCCGGCGCCGAAGCCCCAGAAAACUUUGCCAUGCCGGACCGCUCCGUGUACCGCGUGCGCGCGCAGACCGACGGCAAGCUCGGCGAGUGGAUCAGCAACUUGACCAACGUUGGGCUGACUGAUCUCGUCUGCACGCCGGCCCAGCCCGACCACCGCUGCCGCUACAUGGACCACGCGUACGAUACCGUUGAAGGCGUCUCCCUCCCCGAUCAGUUUAACACCACGAUCCUGCCCGACAUUGACGGCAACUCGUUUUCUGGGCGCUACAUUGGCUUCCUCCGGUCCACGUCGCUGCCGGUCAAGGCCACCUUUUGGCGCGAGUGGCACGACAGCCGGCUUGUUGCCUGGAAGCACUUUGUGCCCAUGGACAAUCGCUUCACCGACUACUACGGCAUCUUGGAUUACUUUCUCGGCUACGACGGCCGCGGCGCCCACGACAUGGCCGCGGAAAAGAUUGCCACGGACGGAAAAGACUGGGCGGACCGCGUCUUGCGCAAGGAAGACAUGGAAAUCUAUGUCCUCCGCCUGCUCCUCGAGUAUGGGCGCCUGCUGGAUGACCGCAGGGAGACGAUGGGCUGGGUCCAGGACGUCCUGGCCAAGCCUGCUCUGAUGCGCAAGUGGAAGCAGUGGUAA